This is a messenger RNA of Microthlaspi erraticum, 477 nucleotides long. NCBI's taxonomy places the organism in Eukaryota, Viridiplantae, Streptophyta, Magnoliopsida, Brassicales, Brassicaceae. The record is from the annotation of a GenBank genome assembly.
AUGCUCCACCAAGGCCAAGGAAGCCACACACAUUUCAACGAUGAAGAAGAGGAGGAAGAGGAGCCACAAGCUCGAUCGAGUGAGCCGCAAGAGGCAACCCCAGUUGCAUGGAGCGCUCCUGAUGGCCGUCUCCCAUCUCCAGACCACGACCUAGCUAAGUUUGGGGGUGCCAACUCGAGCUCGAUCGAGUUGGGUGUAAAAACCAGAAAAGUGGUCUUUUGGAGCAUUCUGGAGCAUAUGGGACAAGGAGCAUGGAGGGACUUGGCACAUGGAAGCAGCUCAACUGGAUACGCAAAGGAAGAAGGGAGAAGCCAUCUUGAAGACCAGCUCGACCGUCCACUCGACCAACCGGUCGAGUUCCUCAACUCGACCGGCCAAGCUUCAACUCGAUCGAGCUGGAAGUCAAAGUCAAACCCGAAAAAUGUUGCUUCCCCCUUGACUUCCUUUGACCCUAAACCUAAUCCUCUUUGUAUUUAA